AUGCAUUGGAUCAAAGCCUUAAGCACAGCAAUACUGGCUAAUGCUAUAUGCACUGUCUCUAGUUCGACCAAAUCUCCGUCCCCUGGAUCUCAUAUCCUCCACGAGAGAAGGUCAUAUACGCCAGCCUCAUGGAUCAAACGUUCACAGGCUCCUCGAGACAUGCUCCUGCCGAUUCGAGUGGGUAUUAGUUCUCAAAACAUCGAUCAAGGCCAUGAUUACCUAAUGGAUAUUUCCGAUCCGACGUCCGAGAACUUUGGUAGGCAUUGGACUCCUGAGCAGGUACAUGAUUUCUUUUCGCCUUCGAAAGAGGUUGUUGAGGAGGUUCGUCAAUGGUUAGUCUUAAGUGGUAUCGAAAAACAUCGUCAUAAUGUCGCGCCAAGUCGCGGCAAUGUACAAUUCCACGCAACAGUUGAUGAAGCAGAAGCUUUGUUAGGGACUCGUUAUGAUGUGUGGGAACAUGUCGAUACUGGAAGAAUGAGUGUUUCAUGUGAUGAAUAUCAUGUUUCUUCUGAUAUCCGGCAUCACAUCGACUUCAUCACACCCACAAUUGGUUUAGAUACUGCCUCUGGGUUUUCUCUAGGCCCUAGAAAUCCGAAGUUGGAAAAGAGAGCAAAAGCCAAUCUAGCACAUGGUAGUGAAAUGGAGUUGGCAGUGAAAAACCCCCAGUCGAUUAAGGAAGCUUCAUGUUCAGAUAAUGUCACUCCACAGUGUAUAAAAGACCUUUACCAAAUUUCAUCGCCAUCUGCGAAUACUACUCAAACUGGAAACGAUCUUGGACUGUACGAAUACCUCCAGUCUUAUGACCAAUUCAAUCUUGAUUGGUUUCUUUCCCAGUAUUCGCCUCACAUCCCCAAUGGUACUCAUCCAGAAUCUAAGAACAUCGACGGUGGCCGUGCUCCCGAAUUAGCUGGUCGGGGAGGAUCAGAGACGCUGUUGGACCUCCAAAUGGCCUAUCCAAUUAUCUAUCCUCAGGGCAUUAGGAUUUUCCAGACUUAUAGUAUUGACCUCGGCGGAAGUAAUGGCUGGACUGGCAUCUUCAACCAAUUUUUAGACGCUUUAGACGCUAGCUAUUGCACAUAUGACGGUGGCGACGACCCUAAGAUUGAUCCUCACUUUCCUGAUGGUCGUUCGUGGAACAGGACUAGACAAUGCGGUGUUCAUAAGCCAACAAAUGUCAUAUCGAUUUCAUAUAUUGUUGCCGAAGAUGCAUAUACCCCAGCCUAUGCCACAAGACAGUGCCAUGAAUACAUGAAACUAGGUUUGAUGGGAACGUCUGUUAUUGUCGCUUCAGGUGAUAACGGCACUGUUUCUCGAUUCCCUGAUGAGGGUUGUCUAGCUGGUGGCUCCCAGAGACCAGGCUUCCCGACGGCAUGUCCAUAUGUGACUUCUGUUGGAGCUACUCAGAUUCCUCCAAAUGGCACUAUCCACGACCCCGAAGUUGCUGUUCUUGUCAAUGAUAUAGGAUUUACUAGUGGUGGCGGGUUUUCCAACGUCUUCUCGCGCCCUUCCUACCAGGACGAUGCUGUUUCCAGCUUCCUAUCGAACAAUACUCGGCUUCCAAAAAGCACUACGUAUAACUCUACUAGUCGUGGGUUCCCUGACAUAUCUGCGGUCGGUUGGAAUAUUGCCUCGGUUUUCCAAAACUCUACUGCGGUGGAUUCGGGUACCUCAGCAUCGGCCCCCAUUUUCGCGUCUAUGAUUAACUUGAUUAACGGAGAGCGUAUUUCAGCUGGAAAGAGUCCUCUGGGAUUCUUAAAUCCAUUCCUGUACAAAAAUUCAGAUCUUUUUAAUGAUGUUGUCGGGGGCUACAACUGGGGUUGUAAUGCGGAAGUCGCAUUUUAUGCAUCCAAGGGCUGGGAUCCUGUGACAGGUUUGGGCACACCUAACUAUCCCAAGUUAAGGGAUGCUCUGCUCAAUCUUCCAUAA
Talaromyces proteolyticus is the source of this 1926-nucleotide messenger RNA. Its product is annotated as putative protease S8 tripeptidyl peptidase I. The record is from RefSeq and is a predicted model, not a curated record. Lineage: Eukaryota; Fungi; Ascomycota; Eurotiomycetes; Eurotiales; Trichocomaceae. Gene Ontology annotation, biological process: proteolysis. Gene Ontology annotation, molecular function: tripeptidyl-peptidase activity; serine-type endopeptidase activity. The coding region runs from base 1 to 1926 and encodes 641 amino acids. The transcript is spliced from 2 exons.